UCGCCGGCCGGUUGGCAGCGACCAAAAAAGGUUCAUAGAGAGUGAAUGCGUGAGUAUCUAGGACUGUGUACUCUAGAGGGCGCGCCGAUUGCGAGGAGGGCGAAGAAGGACGGAAAGAACGGUUCUCAUGCAGUUUCGAGCGAUGUAUCUUCUUCAGUUGGAGUUGAGACUUGAUGAGUGCAAGCUCGAACCCUUCCAAUUGGCCAAAAUCUUGAAUUGGAUUGAAUACAGUUACUGGCCAGCUUGUUAGAUAAUAUCUCCGUUGUGGACGGGAGAGUUUUUUUUGCAAAAAGUGCUGCUACUACUACUGCUGUUGGUGAGCGCUUUGGAGUGAGGAUUCCAGGAGAUCGAGUGAUCUGAGUACGUCAGAGUGAUUGAUUCUGUGCGGGAUACUCCUCUAGGAAGAAGUGUGCUUGUGCGAGUGUGUUUGUCUGGAGAUCUUCAGCUCUGACAAUGGGAUUCCUAACCAAGCACGUGUUCUGUCUGAUGGUCGUGGCCAUUGCUAUUGCUCAAGCCGAUGAGGAUUACCAAUACGACUACGCUUACGACGACGGAGACUACACAAACGAUGACCAGAAAGACGAAGUCAUCGAGGAACAUCCCACCUUUGUCACCCUUGGGAGCACGUUCACGUUUGAUCGUGGAAAUACUAUUCGACUGCCCUGUUACGUCGACAAGCUUCCAAAAAACUACGUCCUAUUUUGGAAGAAAGUCACGGAAAACGAUGGAGAGACUCUGAUCUCCGUGGACACACAGAUUGUGGAUUCCUCCUCCACCCGUGAAUCAGUAGAAAUCAGCUACGACGGUGCAGACCGUGGAUCCACAUUGGUGAUUAACUUGGCAGAAGACCAAGAUGCUGGUCAAUACAUGUGUGUCAUGGGGAAUGCGGCGAAAACCACCAUAAAACAUACAGUUAAAAUCCGAGCGCCACCACAAAUCACCAAACAACCCGCCAAUGGCCUUCUUCUGGCCCAGAAAGGUGACACCGUGACUUUAUCUUGCAAAGGUCAAGGCAAGCCAGAGCCCAAAAUCACGUGGACACGAAGGGGGAAAUCCAUGCCUAGUGGAGAAAAAACUAUCGAGGCCUCGGAACUGACCUUUACCAAUGUAGGUCGACGUCAUUCGGGUACUUAUAUCUGCACUGCCGACAACGGGUUCAGUCAAGAGGUCCAGGACAAGAUCGAAGUGGAGGUGGAAUACCAACCUGAUGUUGAGGUGGAGGAGGUUUUCAUUCAUGCUAGCACUGGGAACCAAGUAGAACUGGUUUGCUUGGUACAUGCCCAUCCCAAGCCUUUGGUGAAAUGGUUCCGGGACUCCACCGAGUUGACCAACCAAUCGUCCAACAUCCGCCACACGCACAACCGACACAUUUUGAUCAUCAGUGAAUUGGCCGAUGAGGACUUUGGGAACUACACGUGCAGUGCCGAAAAUAAAUGGGGACAAGCCUCGCGAGUCAUUGAAAUCUCAGGCCUAGCCGCACCCGCAGAGUUUAGCAGCCAGCCACGUGGGUACGAACCCGAGCAGUAUCUCAUUGAAUGGACCGUGAAAUCGUUUUCGCCGGUAGAGGAAUUUCUGCUCCGAUAUCGUUCCCAUGACGACUCUGAGUGGCAAGAGGUCCAGAUCGAGUCCACAGAGGAAUCCACGCAAACCUACGCGGGCAAACGCAGCCUCAGUGGCCUCUCCAGCGCUAGUCAGUACGAGGCCGUGGUCUUGGCCAAGAACGGCCAAGGCUGGAGCCGACCUUCGGCCAAAUUCCAAUUCGCAACAUUUGGAGCAGAUGGACACGGUGAAAUAAAUGUUCCAAGCGAUAGGGAGCCACUCACUGACGCUUCUAGUGCAACCUCGGUUUCGUGGUCGGCAUUCAUAACCUUAUUGUCCGCAUUGAUCUCAAUUACUGGGAUGACCAGGUCCUGUUAAAUCGCUUGUCAUAGUUCAUAAAUUAAGGAAGGUCCACCAAAUGCAAAAGGAUCCUCUGAAAGUCAUAUGAUUUCUGUCCUGUUCAGCCGGAUAUGGCGUCUCUCAUUCAAAGAGCUCGAAAUAAGAAGGUGAAAGAAAAUCCCUUCACAAUCGGAGAGGAAAUACUGCAACAAAGAACACGAAAACGAAGACGAUGAAAUGAUAGAGAGCGUUCUAUUCAGCCUUACUUUUCCAAUUUCUUCUACUACGAUUACAAUUACGGAUUACGUACUAACGUCCUGAAAUCAACCUUACCUCAAAAGAAGAUUGUCUCAAGCACACCAGAUUAUGGCCAUAUGAAAAUGGAAUGGAGUCGUUUCUGCUUCCUUAUCCUGCCUUCAUUCCUUCCCUCGUUCCUUCCCGGUUCUCCGAUACGUCCGUUCCUAGAUCAACUUGAUUGGUACCAUAACUAACACAGAAAAAGAGUUUCGAACGUUUCAAACGCUUUCAAUGAUUACGAAAGUCAGCUUUAAACCCGUUCCUCGAGUUGAGGUCAUGGCCAUGACUUCCCGACCUUUUUUCCCCGGCUCUCACUUUCUUCAUUCCGGAAAGAAUGGCGCUGAAUUACAAGAUAUGGCCAGUUUGAUUCGACGAAUGACCCGCCCAUUAUGAAUGUAUCCCGAUAUCCUAUGAAUACCAUUAUUACAAUGAUUAUGAUUAUCACCAUUA
This is a messenger RNA of Tigriopus californicus, 2625 nucleotides long. Its product is annotated as lachesin-like. The record is from RefSeq and is a predicted model, not a curated record. The transcript has 9 exons. Lineage: Eukaryota; Metazoa; Arthropoda; Copepoda; Harpacticoida; Harpacticidae. Gene Ontology annotation, molecular function: axon guidance receptor activity; protein binding. Gene Ontology annotation, cellular component: plasma membrane; neuronal cell body; axon. Gene Ontology annotation, biological process: homophilic cell-cell adhesion; synapse organization. The coding region runs from base 454 to 1917 and encodes 487 amino acids.